Molecule: messenger RNA, 1364 nt
Organism: Electrophorus electricus (electric eel)
Lineage: Eukaryota; Metazoa; Chordata; Actinopteri; Gymnotiformes; Gymnotidae
Gene: ponzr6
Product: plac8 onzin related protein 6
Source: RefSeq, a predicted model, not a curated record
GCUUGCCUGACAAUGUUCUGUGCCAUUCGACUCUGAUCCGUUCUCACACACAUAUACACAUAACAUCUGAGACGAGACCAGCCUGCUAGUAGGCCCUGCCCUAGAGCCCUGACUGAGACGAAUGUGUGGGCUCCUUAGGGUGCUGUUACCAUGAUGGCAAAUCCCACAGUCAUCAUACAGCCAGGGGCAACCUUCCCUCCUGACAGCCCCAAGACUGGACUGUGGAGCAGCUCAGUAUGUGACUGCUGCGAAGACAUGGGCAUCUGCUGUUUUGGCUUCUGGUGCCCUUUGUGCUUGAUGUGUAAGACAAGCGAACAGUUUGGAGAGUGCCUCUGCCUCCCCCUGCUGGAAGUUUUCUUCACCGGCGGGAUACCGCCAGUCACAUACUCUAUGAGAAGCUCCAUGAGAGAGAGAUUCCGCAUUCGGGGCACGCUGUGUGAUGACUGCUGCGUGACGACCUGCUGUAAGCUCUGUGUGUGGUGUCAGAUGGCCAGAGAGCUGAAGUAUCGCAGACAGACCCAAGUGUUCGUUAAUCCACCCGUGAACCCAUCCUACAAUCAACCGCAGCCUUACGGCCAGCCGUACGGGCCAGUCCAGCCUCAGCCCAUGGGACUCUAUCCGCCUCCACUACAAUGACGAGGCUAAAGUUUAGCUUUGUUGAUUAAUAAUCGCUUAUGCCGCAUUUUAUACUAUAAAGACAUAAAUAUUAAAAAGUUAGUACCAAUUUUCAAUAAAACGUCCUUUAUUAAGGGUGCAUGAAAUAUUAACAAUUCGUUUAUUAGUAAUUGAUUUUUAGGUCAUGAAAACAUUGAAUAUAUUUAAUAAAUUUGUCUAUAUUGUUUAAUAGUGCACCUACAUUCGCCUAUACUGUUGAACCUCUUUAUUACUCGAUCUUGCUGGCUAUGGACUUUAUCUUUUCUAUCGUUUGCAUUAUACUUUUCAUAUGUCAUCUUCAUCUCAUAUGUGUUAAUAGGUUGUUAGCAUAAAUAGGUGUAUAUUUAUGAUCUAUCUACUAAACAGACCCUUUAUAAGUGAGGUCAUAUUGUAAAGUGGCACCAAAAAGUUUAACUAUAGUCUCUACAAUCUAUAAUAAUUACCACAGAGAGAUUAAUCCACUCCGAAUGUAUUUUACAUAGCAUCUGUUUUUCUUAUAAUCACAGUUAUACUAAAUUCACUAUGAACAAGCAAUAUUAUAUAUAUAAAAACAAAAUUGAUGUUUAUGUAAGGGUCCAAUUUGUCCAAAUUGUACCUGCAAAUACUAGAUAUAUUUUGAAUACAUAUCAGCUCCCUAGUUUGAAGAGUUUGGGCAUCUUAAUAUAAAGAGAUAUUCAAUAUUUCAAUAAAUAAAAUACAAAUGUAUGUGG